AUGUCAGCAGAAGAAACGAAACCAGCAUCAGAGGAAUCAUCAAUCCCAAAACCACCAACUUCAAAUGUAUUUUCCAUGUUUGGAGCCAAGAAGGAAAAGAAGGAAGAACCACAAGAAGAAUCUAAAUCCAAAGACAUUGACUCCAAAAAGGAGGAAUCUAAAUCGGACGACGCCAAAAAAGGUGGAGAUGGAGACAACGAAGAUGAGGCUGCUGCUGAAGAAGAAGAACCGGAUGUUGAGUUCACCCCCGUGAUCCACUUGGACAAAAAAGUUGAUGUUAAAACCAACGAGGAAGAUGAAGAUGUCGUAUACAAAGUGCGUGCCAAACUUUUCCGUUUCCAUGCCGACACAAAAGAAUGGAAAGAAAGAGGUACUGGUGAUGUCAAAUUCUUGAAACAUAAAGCUACUGGCAAGACUAGAAUUUUGAUGAGAAGAGACAAGACGUUAAAAAUUUGUGCUAAUCAUUUGAUUCAAUCUGAUUAUGAAUUGAAACCAAAUAUUGGAUCAGAUAGAUCUUGGGUUUAUACUGUUACUGCCGAUGUUUCUGAAGGUGAACCUGAAGCUCAAACUUUGGCUAUUAGAUUUGGUAAUAAGGAAAAUGCUGAUUUGUUUAAAGAACAUUUCGAAAAGGCUCAAUCCGAAAACAAGACUAACUAA
This is a messenger RNA of Lodderomyces orthopsilosis Co 90-125, 657 nucleotides long. RefSeq names its product Ran GTPase-binding protein (gene YRB1). NCBI's taxonomy places the organism in Eukaryota, Fungi, Ascomycota, Pichiomycetes, Serinales, Debaryomycetaceae. The coding region runs from base 1 to 657 and encodes 218 amino acids. Gene Ontology annotation, biological process: protein import into nucleus. The transcript has a single exon. The record is from RefSeq and is a predicted model, not a curated record. Gene Ontology annotation, cellular component: cytoplasm; nuclear pore. Gene Ontology annotation, molecular function: GTPase activator activity.